Molecule: messenger RNA, 3008 nt
Organism: Fimicolochytrium jonesii
Lineage: Eukaryota; Fungi; Chytridiomycota; Chytridiomycetes; Spizellomycetales; Powellomycetaceae
Exons: 4
Coding region: 140-2746 (868 amino acids)
Biological process (GO): nuclear-transcribed mRNA catabolic process, nonsense-mediated decay; deadenylation-dependent decapping of nuclear-transcribed mRNA
Cellular component (GO): P-body; cytoplasm
Molecular function (GO): manganese ion binding; 5'-(N(7)-methylguanosine 5'-triphospho)-[mRNA] hydrolase activity; RNA binding
Source: RefSeq, a predicted model, not a curated record
CUCCCCUUUCUCCCAGUGCUCUGCAUUGCUCCCACCAUCGGCACACAGGACAGGCACCCGAAACCUCUUCCCUCGUUCCCACGACUGAAUACCCAAACAUAUCAUACGCUCCGAACGCAUAACCGCCUCAAGGACUCCUAUGUACUUCCAGAACCUGUCGUUCCAGGACGUCCUGGACGACUUGCAAAGUCGCUUCAUCAUCAACGUCCCCGAAGAAGAGCUCUCCUCCGUCGAACGAAUAUGUUUCCAAAUCGAGCAAGCCCACUGGUUCUACGAGGAUUUCGUCCGCGAGGAGAACCCGCGCCUGCCUUCGUUCUCGCUCAAGAACUUUUGCGCGCAGUUCUUCCGCCACUGUCCUUUGCUUCAUCGAUGGGCGCAUGACCAUGAGACCGCUUUUCAGAAUUUCAUGCAGUAUAAAGUUAGGGUGCCUGUGUGUGGCGCUAUUAUAUUGAACGAGAAGAUGGAUAAGGUCCUGCUGGUAAAAGGAUGGAAAGCGAGUUCAGGAUGGGGCUUCCCGAAAGGCAAAAUCAACAAGGAUGAGCCGGAAGCUCCCUGCGCAGCCCGCGAAGUGUUUGAAGAGACGGGAUUCGAUAUUACUCCGUAUCAGCGAGUCAACGAGUAUGUGGAACGCACGAUCAAGGGGCAGCGGAUCAGGCUAUACAUUUUGACCGGCAUUUCCGAGGCUACUGUGUUCGUGCCCCAGACUCGGAAGGAGAUAGGGGAUAUCCGAUGGCAUAGACUGAACGAUCUGCCUGGUUGGAACAAAGUUCCAAUCACUGAUGAGAAUGGGCCGAGGAACAAGUUCUAUAUGGUCACCGCAUUCGUGAGUGGCCUUCGACAAUGGAUGGCAAAAUACCGGUCGGCAAAGAAGAGAGGAAAGGGGCGGAACGACCGCCACUUGGCUGUCGUUAUGGGCUACAAUACCGGCACCGACAGCGAAGGGGAAGGCACGGAUACUGGCGGAAAGUCAGGUGCUGAAGGGGCGGGUAUUCCGGUCAUCAAGAGCGUCGUUCAUACUGUGACGGAGUUCGUGGAGACGCAACAGAUACCCGUGCAUCAUGCACCGCUUCCGGCCAUGGACCCGUUGGCAGCAGCUCAGUCGAUCAAAAACCUUAUUGGGAUCGGUGGGUUUGGAUCUGGCGGUGGAGCCGACGUGCGUACAGUGCAUGCGACGGGCAAUCCGGCGAUGGGCACGUCGGCGGCAUCUUUCGCCCCUCAGAGCUUCCCCAUGCCCUCGGAAGCAUCCUUCAGUCAAACGAGGACUACCUAUUCGCAACAGCCGGGAGCAUACGCGUCUCAGGCAACGGUGCAAUUUACAUCUGGGCCUGUAUCGACGUACCCCGGUGCUCAGUCCUCGCCGUUCAUUGGAGGCGUACAGAACUUAGCUCCCUCCUACGGACAAAAUUCUGGCGCGACUCAUCCGUAUGACAAUCUUCCCCCACACCCGGGUCAGCUGGAUAAGCAAGCCCACAAAAAGUCCCUGCUCGACAUCUUGACGAAAGGCAGCAGCUCGGAUCUGUUUGGAGGUUCUAGCGGUCAAAGCACGUCUCAAUACGGGGCAGGAAACCAGAUGCCUGUUUUGCCCACGCCUCCCCAACAUCCGAGUUUCCGACCGCUGCCCGAAGCUAUGCAGUCCAAUGGCUUUCCCACAUCUGCCCCACCACCCCCAACGGGAGUGCAUUUCGAACACCCGCCCGUUCAAAGCCGCGGGGAGAGCACGGACGCCCCGAAACCGUACUACGCCCAAACACCACCCGCAACGCUGCACCCUCAACCAUCGUUCGAGUUCCGUCCCAACAACCCUGCGCCUUCCGCUCCGCCCACCAAGUCAGACAAGCAGCAGCUGCUGAUGGACAUUCUGCGCGGCGGGACAGGACCAACACCCACCGCAUCGAGACCUCCUGCUUACGGCGGACCCGAGGUGCAACAACAACAGGCAAACGCAUACGCACCACCACCCAUGCCCGCACGCGUACCCAGUUUCACGCGGCCGGAGGAGUCAUCCGCGGCCGACCAGCUGAAGUCGAUUCUGGGCAUUGGUGGACUCUCGCUGGGAUCGCCGGCUGCGUCGGUCGUUUCAUCGGGGCCAUCGGUCGCAACCGCCAAGCCGCGGAAGACCCGGAAAGCAGCGAAUGAGGACAGUGUACGUGGUGGACCAGGGAAAACCAUCCCGGACCCCAUCAGCACAGCCCAAACCGCGUCCUCCCACCGUUCGGGCCCCUCGUCCGCAUCGCCCUUAACAGCCGGCUCCGGGUCAGGUAGAAACCGCAACAAAGCGGUAGGCGCCAACCACACUUCCCCGUCCAAACAGACCCGCACCCCCACAUCCGUCGAGUCGCCGUCGAGAAUAGAUACGGAACAAGCAGCUAACGACCUCAAAGCUCUGUUGGGGUUGACGUCCACAUCCUCUUCCGCCCAGCCGCCCCGGUUUCCGAAGCAAGGCGGACUCCCCUUCGCAGGCAUCGAGGGCGGGAUCACGCCGCCGACACAUCACCGGUCGCCUGCUGCUGCGUAUGGAACUAUCCCGCCUUCUGUCGUUCAGAGCGGUUACAAUAAUCAGGAGGCGACUCAACACCAACACCAACAACCGCAAGAAUCGUAUCCGCAUCCAGGAGCCCUGUACGCGGACCCCCGCCGCACCCAGAGCGAGUUUACGAUGUCCGGGUUCGGAGACGAAGAGGCGAGGAGUGAUCGGCCGUUGUUGAGGGCUGCUAGUGGGCCGGUGCAUUAUACCCCUGGGUAUUGAAGUCUUUUAGUAAUUUUGGAGGGGUUCUGUCUGGUUGUGUUUCUUUUGCCGAUAAUUUACACCUGAAACGAAUGCGCUAUUAUAACAUGGCGUUGUGAUAACUGAAUCUACCCGUUGAGUGACUAUAUAUACCCUUUAUCGUCUUCCUUUUGCUUCGAUCAAUACUGUGCAUGUGCUUUGCAACUGCCACCCCGCAACGGGUCUCCUUGGUGUUCCCUCAGCAGGACAAAGAGGAUAUCGGAAGAGCACGCGAUUUGGCGAC